AUGAAUAUUCUGCUGAUUUGGUUUUUGUGCAUUUCAUGGGUAUAUUCUUUUCUUUCAAUCAUUUAUCCCCACUACCAUCAUGUUAACCCCAUAUUUCAACUACUUAAGAGUGCUCAGAGCUUUCUUAAUUGUUCCAACUGUCUUUGUGUCUUUUAUUGUAUAAAAAUUGCCAAUUUCAGGAACAGCUUCUUUAUCUACCUGAAAAAAAAAAUUGACAGGAUGGUACCCUGGCUCUUGUUGGGGUCAGUGUUUUUCUCCGUAGUCAUCGGAACCAUUGUCUACGACGUCACUGACAAAGCUUUCUGUAAAAACCUCAAUUUCACCUGCCGAGAAUGCAUUUGGAAAGCAAGGAUCAGAAGAGAGGAAUAUUUUCUCCCCUUUUCUUUUAGCAUUGGCUUCAGCUAUGCCACUCCAUUCACAGCAGUCAUCUUUUCUGCCCUUCUGCUUCUCUUUUCCCUCUGGAGACACAAACGCAACAUGCAGACACACUCCAUGAAGGACCUCAGCAUGGAUGUCCACAUCAAAGCCAUGAAAUGCAUUCUCUCCUUUUUCAUAAUGUACAGCAUGAACUUUGUAUUUUUUAUCUUAUCACUGACUUCUGCAAUUAAGAGGCAAAAUCACCUGAAGUUUCUUUUUUAUGUAUUUCAGCAGAAGGACUGCAGCCCACGGGAUGGACCCACGCUGGAACAGAAGAAUGUGAAGAGGAAGGAGGAGAGACAGCUCAUUAUGAUGUGA
Empidonax traillii (willow flycatcher) is the source of this 735-nucleotide messenger RNA. Its product is annotated as taste receptor type 2 member 41-like. Lineage: Eukaryota; Metazoa; Chordata; Aves; Passeriformes; Tyrannidae. The record is from RefSeq and is a predicted model, not a curated record. Gene Ontology annotation, biological process: G protein-coupled receptor signaling pathway; sensory perception of taste; detection of chemical stimulus involved in sensory perception of bitter taste. Gene Ontology annotation, molecular function: bitter taste receptor activity; G protein-coupled receptor activity. Gene Ontology annotation, cellular component: membrane.